CCAGGUCGUGAUGCUCUAUGCCUCUACCUACGUCCUGGUGUCCCUCAGCAUAGACAGAUACCACGCCAUCGUCUACCCCAUGAAGUUCCUACAAGGAGAAAAGCAAGCCAAGGUCCUCAUCGUGGCUGCCUGGAGUCUCUCUUUCCUGUUCUCCAUUCCCACCCUGAUCAUCUUUGGGAAAAGGAAACUCUCCAACGGCGAAGUGCAGUGCUGGGCUCUGUGGCCUGAUGACUCCUACUGGACCCCGUACAUGACCAUUGUGGCCAUCCUGGUGUAUUUCAUCCCUCUGACAAUCAUCAGCUUCAUCUAUGCCAUUGUGAUCCGAACCAUUUGGAUCAAAAGCAAAGGCUGUGAGAUGAUUUCCAACUGUUCAGAUGGAAAGCUGUGCAUCGGUUACAACCGAGGGCCCAUCUCAAAGGCAAAAAUCAAAGCCAUCAAGUACAGCAUGGUCAUCAUUCUCGCCUUCAUCUGCUGUUGGAGUCCGUACUUCCUCUUCGACAUGUUGGACAAUUUCAACCUCCUUCCAGACACCGAGGAGCGCUUCUAUGCCUCUGUGAUCAUUCAGAACCUGCCGGCCUUGAAUAGCGCUAUCAACCCCAUCAUCUACUGCACCUUCGGCAGCUCCAUCUGCAUCCCCGGCAGGUAA
Molecule: messenger RNA, 646 nt
Organism: Hipposideros armiger (great roundleaf bat)
Lineage: Eukaryota; Metazoa; Chordata; Mammalia; Chiroptera; Hipposideridae
Gene: NPSR1
Product: neuropeptide S receptor 1
Exons: 5
Coding region: 11-646 (211 amino acids)
Biological process (GO): neuropeptide signaling pathway; positive regulation of release of sequestered calcium ion into cytosol
Cellular component (GO): cytoplasm; plasma membrane
Molecular function (GO): neuropeptide receptor activity
Source: RefSeq, a predicted model, not a curated record